AUGCCACCUAAAAAGCCUCAGGCGCCGCAGGCUACGAAGAAGACGGAGCAGAAGAAGAAGGAGAAGAUCAUCGAGGACAAAACAUUUGGUCUAAAGAAUAAGAAAGGUGCCAAGCAGCAAAAAUUCAUUAAGAAUGUUACACAACAAGUGAAGUGUGGCCAGCAGAACCCUCGCUUGGUUACGCAGAUUGAUGGUGAAAAGAAACUCAAAAAAGAUGACAAAAAGAAAGAACUACAAGAACUGAAUGACCUAUUUAAGCCGGUAGUAGCUGCACAAAAGGUCAGCAAAGGUGCUGAUCCAAAAUCUGUUGUCUGUGCAUUCUUCAAGCAAGGACAGUGUACAAAAGGUGACAAAUGCAAAUUCUCCCAUGACUUGUCAUUAGAAAGAAAAUGUGAGAAGAGAAGUGUUUAUGUUGAUGGUAGAGAUGAAGAGCUUGAAAAAGAUACAAUGGAUAACUGGGAUGAGAAGAAGUUGGAGGAGGUGGUUAACAAGAAACAUGGGGAAGCUGAAAAGAUAAAACCCAAAACUCAAAUAGUGUGCAAGUUUUUCCUUGAAGCUAUAGAAAACAACAAAUAUGGCUGGUUUUGGGUAUGCCCUGGUGGAGGGGAUACCUGUAUGUAUCGCCAUGCUUUACCUCCUGGAUUUGUGCUAAAGAAAGACAAAAAGAAAGAAGAAAAAGAGAUGAAAUUUCACUAGAAGACUUGAUCGAGAAAGAGCGAGCAGCUCUUGGACCAAAUGUUACCAGGAUCACCUUAGAAUCUUUUCUUGCGUGGAAAAAACGAAAAAGGGAAGAACGAAUAGUUAGAGCUGAAGAAGAGAUGGAAAAAAGAAAAGCAGACUUUAAAGCUGGAAAAUCCUUAGGGAUCAGUGGUCGUGAAGUAUUUGAAUUCCGACCUGAGCUUGUAGACGAUGAUGAUGAAGAAGCCGAUGACACUCAGUAUACAAUAGAACAGGAUGAGGAUGAGACUGACACUUCAGAUGUUAAGGAUAUUGAUCUCAGUCGAUUUGUCCUGAAAGAUGUUGAUGAAACUGGAAUAACAGUAGCCAGCAAUGAACGUUUCAGCACAUAUAUCACAUCGACAGAUAAAGAGGAUAUAAAGCUAAGUGAAGCAUCAGGAGGAGAAAUAAGAAAUGGUGAACAUAGUGACUUUGAAGAAGAAGAAGAAGAAGAAAGUGAUGACGAGGAUGAAGAAGAUAAUUUGAUUAAUGACGUGCCUGUUGAUGAAAACCUUUUUACUGGAGAAGAUUUGGAUGAACUUGAGGAACAGCUAAACACACUUGAGGAAUGA
Messenger RNA from Staurois parvus, 1289 nucleotides. Lineage: Eukaryota; Metazoa; Chordata; Amphibia; Anura; Ranidae. The record is from the annotation of a GenBank genome assembly.